UAAUGUUUAAAGUUAAAGACAUUAUUAAAAAGAAUUUUAAAAUUUUUCCGGGUUUCCAUUAAGAUUAAGUUGACUUUGUCAGUGUUUACCAUUGAUCAUUAUUUACAAUCGUCUUUGUUUACUUUAUUUAUAAACGGUCGUAAACGUAAAGUAAGGAAGGAGAGAUAGCUUGUAAAUGAAAUGACGGAAUGUGGUAUAUCUAUAUAUAUUAUAUAUAUUUGUGUUUUUGUUAAUUUGUUUGCGUGUCUUGUUAAUUUACGUUUACAUUUACUACAUGAUAGUUAGGCUGUUGUUUUGUAAGGAAAAAGAUAAAAAAAAAUGAAAAUAGCAAUAGAAGGUUGUUGCCAUGGUGAACUGGACAAAAUAUAUGAAACAGUUCUCAAAUGUGAAGAAAAAAGUGGUAUAAAAGUUGAUCUGCUGUUGAUAUGUGGGGACUUCCAAGCAGUCAGAAAUUUUCAAGAUCUUCAGACAAUGGCAGUGCCACCAAAGUAUAGACAGAUGAACAGUUUUUAUAAGUAUUAUUCCGGGGAAGCUAAAGCACCUGUAUUAACCGUCUUCAUCGGUGGCAACCAUGAAGCUUCUGCGUACCUCCAGGAACUUCCAUAUGGAGGGUGGGUCGCUGAAAAUAUCUAUUACAUGGGUUAUUCAGGUGUCAUAAAUAUAAAUGGGGUGAGAAUAGCUGGCCUGUCGGGCAUCUACAAAGAUUACAAUUUCCAUAGAGGUCAUUUUGAACAUCCUCCUUACGAUGAGAAGACCCUCAGAUCGUGCUACCACAUAAGAAAUAUUGAUGUUUUCAGACUGAAGCAGAUUCGCAAAAAGAUAGAUAUAUUUCUGUCCCAUGACUGGCCACAAGGCAUUUAUGACUAUGGGGACGUAGUAGGGCUGUUACAUGAGAAAAAAUACUUCAGAGAAGAGGUAGAAACUGGAACAUUGGGCAGUCCUGUCGGCAGGGAGCUCCUGUUUAAACUGAAACCUCAGUAUUGGUUCGCGGCACAUCUUCACUGCAAGUUUUCAGCCGUCGUUGGACAUCUUAAUGAAGCAGGCUUACCAGAUGGCGAAACAAAAUUUUUAUCCUUGGACAAAUGUUUGCCACAUAGAAAAUUCUUACAGAUCAUAGAAGUGCAGUCAUCAAACAAUGACGACAUCAGCAUCUCACUUGACGCCGAAUGGAUGAGUAUUUUAAAAUCAACUAAUGAUUUUUUCAGCUUGUCACCAGCUACCUGCUUCUUGCCAGAUGAAGCAAGCACAGGAAGGUAUGAUUUCAGUGCAUCAGAAUCAGAUAUGAAGGAGGUAGCCAUGGCAUUUAAUGACGAUUUCAAAGUCCCAAAAGAUUUCAGACCAACUGCUCCGCCAUUAUUGGCUACUGAUAGGCCUAAUGAACGCCAUAGUCACAUUUCUUUACUAUAUUUAAAUGAACAAACUGUUAGGUUGUGCGCCAAAUUGGAUUUGAUAAAUCCGUAUGGCACGUUUUUAAAAAACAUUGAAGAUAGAAACAGAAGUUUCUCUGCAAAUGAUAGUCAGUUGUCAGACGGUUUUCAAAUGUCUACCUCAAAUUCCUUUCUAUUAGAAAAAUCUCAAAACCCUGAUGAAAUAUCGUUGGACGAUGAGGACUGUGCUGAUGGUGAACCUAAUACUACCGGUGAUCGUUCAGUUUCUUCACCUUUCAACUUACAGAAAGCUCUGGAUGUUAGUGAAAAAUUAUUUUCAGAUGAUAAAGGUGAUACAAAAGAUGAUGGUGAUGAUAGAAUUGUUCAAAAUGAAUCAAAAGUCCGCGGUGUUAGGCGUCUUUCGGAGGAAUCAGAUGACGAAGGGAAUGUGAAUACGUCGGGCACCAAACCAGACCUUAGCUACAAGUCACGAAGUUUAAAAAGAAGAAACGUGGCGAUGUAUUCAAUUUUAAACUCAGCUCAUGAAAAUAGCGAUUAAAAAUAAAUAUUAUGGAAUUUUAAUUCGUUAUUGUUAAAUUUUUUUUUAGUAUUUUUUACUGAUUUGUUAAUGCUUGUUAAAAAUUAUAUCAUGAAAGGCAGUUGCGAUGUUUUUAAAUAAAAAAAUUUGGUUUGAUCAGUAUCAUUUGCAUUUUAUCAUAUAGUUGUUUUGUACUAUGAUACCAACAAAAAA
Helobdella robusta is the source of this 2118-nucleotide messenger RNA. RefSeq lists its product as hypothetical. The transcript is spliced from 8 exons. Bases 319 to 1926 code for a protein of 535 amino acids. Gene Ontology annotation, biological process: mRNA splicing, via spliceosome. Gene Ontology annotation, cellular component: nucleus. NCBI's taxonomy places the organism in Eukaryota, Metazoa, Annelida, Clitellata, Rhynchobdellida, Glossiphoniidae. Gene Ontology annotation, molecular function: RNA lariat debranching enzyme activity. The record is from RefSeq and is a predicted model, not a curated record.